UCGGUGUUUGACCUGGCCAGACCUGGUACCGGGGCUCUGAGGCGCUUACUCGCCGGGUUUCCUGGGCGGUCUGGCGGCUGACACCCAGUCGCGGGGCCCUCAUUUGGGCUCGCCAUGCCCGUGGCGGCCGCCCCCAUCAUCAGCUCGGUCCAGAAGCUGGUGCUGUACGAGACCAGAGCUAGAUACUUCCUAGUUGGAAGCAAUCAUGCAGAGACGAAGUACCGAGUCUUGAAAAUUGAUAGAACAGAACCAAAAGAUUUGGUCAUAAUUGAUGACAGGCAUGUGUAUACUCAACAAGAAGUGAGGGAACUUCUUGGCCGUUUGGAUCUAGGGAAUAGAACAAAGAUGGGGCAGAAAGGAUCCUCCGGGUUAUUUCGAGCUGUUUCAGCUUUUGGUGUUGUAGGUUUUGUCAGGUUUUUAGAAGGCUAUUAUAUUGUGCUAAUAACUAAAAGGAGGAAGAUGGCAGAUAUUGGCGGUCAUGCAAUAUAUAAGAUUGAAGACACAAAUAUGAUCUAUAUACCCAAUGAUUCUGUACGGGUCACUCAUCCUGAUGAAGCCAGGUAUCUACGAAUCUUUCAAAAUGUGGACCUAUCUAGCAAUUUUUACUUUAGUUACAGCUACGAUUUGUCCCACUCACUUCAGUAUAAUCUCACUGUCUUGCGAAUGCCCCUGGAGAUGUUAAAAUCAGAAACGACCAAGACUCGCCAGGAGAGCUUUGACAUCUUUGAAGAUGAAGGAUUAAUUACCCAGGGUGGAAGCGGUGUAUUUGGGAUCUGUAGUGAGCCUUACAUGAAGUAUGUGUGGAAUGGUGAACUUCUGGAUAUAAUUAAAAAUACUGUGCAUCGUGAUUGGCUAUUGUAUAUUAUUCACGGGUUCUGUGGGCAGUCAAAGCUGUUGAUCUAUGGGCGACCAGUGUAUGUCACCCUUAUAGCUAGAAGAUCCAGUAAGUUUGCUGGGACCCGUUUUCUGAAGAGAGGUGCCAACUGUGAGGGUGAUGUCGCAAAUGAAGUGGAGACUGAACAGAUACUCUGUGACGCGUCCGUGAUGUCUUUUACCGCAGGAAGUUACUCUUCUUACAUACAAGUGAGAGGAUCAGUCCCCUUAUACUGGUCUCAGGACAUUUCAACUAUGAUGCCCAAACCACCUAUUACAUUGGACCAGGCAGAUCCAUUUGCACACGUGGCUGCCCUUCACUUCGACCAGAUGCUUCAGAGGUUUGGCUCCCCCAUUAUCAUCUUGAAUUUAGUGAAGGAGCGAGAGAAAAGAAAGCAUGAAAGAAUUCUGAGUGAAGAACUUGUGGCCGCUGUGACCUACCUCAAUCAGUUUCUGCCUCCUGAGCACACUAUUGUCUAUAUUCCUUGGGACAUGGCCAAGUACACCAAGAGGUGGAACGAACUAGGAGGAUGUGUGAUUCCCACUGGUCGCCUGCAGACUGGCAUCCUGCGGACCAACUGUGUGGACUGUUUGGAUCGCACCAACACAGCCCAGUUUAUGGUGGGCAAAUGUGCUCUGGCUUAUCAGCUGUAUUCCCUGGGAUUGAUUGACAAACCCAAUCUGCAGUUUGAUACUGAUGCAGUGAGGUUAUUUGAGGAACUCUAUGAAGAUCAUGGUGAUACCUUGUCCCUUCAGUAUGGUGGGUCUCAACUUGUUCAUCGUGUAAAAACCUAUAGAAAAAUAGCACCAUGGACCCAGCACUCAAAAGACAUCAUGCAAACCCUGUCCAGAUAUUACAGCAAUGCUUUUUCAGAUGCUGACAGACAAGAUUCCAUUAAUCUCUUCCUGGGAGUUUUCCAUCCCACUGAAGGGAAACCUCAUCUCUGGGAACUCCCAACAGAUUUUUAUUUGCAUCACAGAAAUACCAUGAGACUUUUACCAACAAGAAGAAGUUACACUCACUGGUGGACACCAGAGGUAAUAAAGCAUUUGCCAUUGCCUUAUGAUGAAGUGAUCUGUGCUGCAAACUUAAAGAAGCUGAUAGUGAAGAAAUUUCACAGAUAUGAAGAAGAGAUUGAUAUCCACAACGAGUUCUUUCGGCCGUAUGAAUUGAGUAGUUUUGAUGACACCUUUUGCUUGGCUAUGACAAGUUCAGCACGUGACUUUAUGCCUAAGACUGUUGGCAUUGAUCCAAGUCCAUUUACUGUGCGUAAACCGGAUGAAACUGGAAAAUCAGUAUUGGGAAACAAAAGCAAUAGAGAAGAAGCUAUACUACAGAGGAAAACAGCAGCCAGCGCCCCACCACCCCCCAGCGAGGAGGCUGUGUCCAGCAGCUCUGAGGAUGACUCUGGGACGGACCGGGAAGAGGAGGGCUCUGUGUCUCAGCGCUCCACUCCUGUGAAGAUGACUGACACAGGGGACAGUACCAAAGUGACUGAGAAUGUUGUCCAGCCUAUGAAAGAAGUAUAUGGAAUUAACCUCUCAGAUAGCCUCUCAGAAGAAGAUUUUGCCAUUUAUUCAAGGUUUGUUCAGCUGGGGCAGAGUCAGCAUAAACAAGACCGGAGCAGCCAGCAACUCUGUUCCAGGUGCUCGGAUGGAGUUAUAAAAUUAACCCCCAUCUCAGCUUUCUCGCAAGACAACAUUUAUGAAGUUCAGCCCCCGAGAGUGGACAGGAAAUCUACAGAGAUCUUCCAGGCCCACAUCCAGGCCAGUCAGGGUAGCAUGCAGCCCCUGGGAAAAGAAGACACCGCCAUGUACCGCGAGUACAUCAGGAACCGCUACCUGUGAGAGGGACGCGGCCCUGCCGGGACCAAGAAGUCAUGUUUCGUUAGGUUAGAAGAUGUUGUGUCUCAUCUUGAAAAGGUCAUUUCCCAAAAGUCCUUCCCAUCGGAAGCUUUUCCUUCUUCAUAACUCCCAAAUCCCAAGUGAUAGGGAAUAAAGGAGGGACUCAGUAUUGGGCUGUCAUUGCCUUUGCUUGAUUUUAGACCGGGCAUUCUCAAACUAGGGCCUGUGGACCAUAUGCAGCCCACCUAGGACAUUUAUCCGGCCUGCUGGGUGUUUUUGCCGCCGCUGCCUGUCCUGCUUAGCA
This is a messenger RNA of Otolemur garnettii (small-eared galago), 3022 nucleotides long. It is a transcript of the gene FIG4, whose product is annotated as FIG4 phosphoinositide 5-phosphatase. The record is from RefSeq and is a predicted model, not a curated record. Gene Ontology annotation, biological process: phosphatidylinositol dephosphorylation. Gene Ontology annotation, cellular component: intracellular membrane-bounded organelle. The transcript has 22 exons. The coding region runs from base 115 to 2721 and encodes 868 amino acids. Lineage: Eukaryota; Metazoa; Chordata; Mammalia; Primates; Galagidae. Gene Ontology annotation, molecular function: phosphatidylinositol-3,5-bisphosphate 5-phosphatase activity.